Molecule: messenger RNA, 1080 nt
Organism: Apodemus sylvaticus (European woodmouse)
Lineage: Eukaryota; Metazoa; Chordata; Mammalia; Rodentia; Muridae
Gene: Gpr20
Product: G protein-coupled receptor 20
Exons: 1
Coding region: 1-1080 (359 amino acids)
Biological process (GO): positive regulation of Rho protein signal transduction; phospholipase C-activating G protein-coupled receptor signaling pathway
Cellular component (GO): membrane
Molecular function (GO): G protein-coupled receptor activity
Source: RefSeq, a predicted model, not a curated record
AUGCCCUCUGCAUUGUCGAUGAGGCCCUGGGAUGCUGCGCUCCCCAAUACUACUGCAGCAGCAUGGACCAAUGGAAGUCCAGGGCCAGAGACGCCCCUGUUCCACCAAUUUGCCCAGAUGGAUGAGAAACUGCAAAGCACCUUCCCCAGCCUGUGGCUGGCACUAAUGGUCGUGCACGGCACCAUCUUCCUUGCUGGACUGGUGCUCAAUGGACUGGCACUGUAUGUCUUCUGCUGCCGCACGCGGGCCAAGACACCUUCGGUCACCUAUACCAUCAACCUGGUGGUGACUGACCUGCUGGUGGGCCUGUCCCUGCCCACACGCUUUGCUGUCUUCUACGGUGCCCCCGGCUGCCUGCGCUGUGCCUUCCCUCACGUCCUGGGCUACUUCCUCAACAUGCACUGUUCCAUCCUCUUCCUCACCUGCAUCUGCGUGGACCGCUACCUGGCCAUCGUGCAACCCGAGGGCUCCCGGCGCUGGCGCCAGCCGGCCUGCGCCAAGGCCGUGUGCAUCUUCGUGUGGCUGGCAGCGGGAAUCGUGACCCUGUCUGUACUGGGUGUGAAGUCUGGGGGACGAUCGUGCUGCCGUGUCUUUGCUCUGACCGUCCUGGAGUUCCUGCUGCCGCUGCUGGUCAUCAGCGUGUUCACGGGCCGGAUCAUGUGUGCACUGUCGAGGCCUGGCCUGCUGCGCCAGGGUCGUCAGCGGCGUGUGAGGGCCAUGCAGCUGCUGCUCACGGUGCUGGUCAUCUUCCUGGUCUGUUUCACACCCUUCCAUGCCAGCCAGGUGGCUGUAGCUUUGUGGCCCAAUGUACCUAAGCAUACCAGCCUCGUGGCUUACCACGUGGCUGUCACCCUCAGCAGCCUCAACAGCUGCAUGGAUCCCAUUGUCUACUGUUUCAUCACCAGUGGCUUCCAGGCCACUGUCCGAGGCCUCUUCUACCAGCGUGGAGAAGAAUUCAAACCCAGCAGUAUGGAUGCGGUCAGCAUGCACAAGAGCACCAAGGGCUCAGCCCCCACUCACAUUCUCAGCACCGGUUCUCACACCCUCACCCAGCCUUUGACCAACGGGCCCGAGCCAUAG